Brassica oleracea var. oleracea is the source of this 399-nucleotide messenger RNA. Its product is annotated as probable calcium-binding protein CML34. NCBI's taxonomy places the organism in Eukaryota, Viridiplantae, Streptophyta, Magnoliopsida, Brassicales, Brassicaceae. The record is from RefSeq and is a predicted model, not a curated record. The transcript has a single exon. Gene Ontology annotation, molecular function: calcium ion binding; enzyme regulator activity. The coding region runs from base 1 to 399 and encodes 132 amino acids.
AUGUCUCUAGAGAAGAUCUUCAAGCGUUUUGACGAGAACAAUGAUGGUACACUUUCAUUGGGUGAGUUUUCUGAUGCCGUUCUUAAAUAUUUUCCUGGAUUUUCUCAAGAGGAUAUCGAAAGACGAUUUAAAGAAAUUGAUAUUAAUGGUAAUGGCCAAAUCAAUGCCAAUGAGUUUGUUUCGUGGUUUGAGAAGAUAUUGAAGAUAUCGUUUGAUGUAUGUGACGUUGAUGGUGACGGAAAGGUAACGGCCAGAGAGUUGCAUUUGGUGAUGAAGACUAUUAUCGGAAAACCACACACCAAGGAAGUCUGUGCCGAGCAGAUUCGAAUUGCUGAUACAGAUAGUGAUGGUUGUUUGAAUUAUGAAGAGUUUAAGGCUUUGUUGUUUAGUGACUUCUAA